UUAGCUGUUGUAUAUCAUAAUAUGGCAAAAUUAUAUUUGGCUACACGAAAAUAUAGUAUGGCAAUGAAAAAUAUUCAACAAGCAGUUGAAAUAGCUCAAGAAAAAUUACCUUCAACUCAUCCUCAUCUUUUGGAAUAUACAGAAACAUUUGAAAAAAUUCGAAAGAAAAUGUAA
Messenger RNA from Rotaria sordida, 174 nucleotides. Lineage: Eukaryota; Metazoa; Rotifera; Eurotatoria; Philodinida; Philodinidae. The record is from the annotation of a GenBank genome assembly.